UCCGACUCAUUGUUUUACUCACACACUCAUUCAAUCUUAUAGGCACACAAAACGCAACUUAAGAAGACGACGCCUGCUACUACCACCGAAAACCGCCGUUAACCCACCGUUAACUGCUAUCCGAAACCACUUAUUCCGCUUUGAGUUAAAGAGAUCCGAUACACGAAAUGGAUCAAGAAUCUACUAACACAACAUCGCCUCCCGUAAAAGACGUGGGCCCACAAACCGUUUCCGCAGUGGAUACUGGACCCGAUACCGCACAAGAUUCACAAUCAAAGACGUCUGCGUUCGGCUUAACCACAUGGGCCAAGAGUCUGAAACUUCCCCAAUCUAUGGGAACCACACAAGACGAAGCUUCAUCUGAAAAUGCAAAUGCUGCCAGGUCACCUUUUGCUCGUUUAACUAGUGGACUUGCGUUGCGUUUGUCUCCAAAAGCUCACCCGCAAGAUGAUAAUAAUAGCCCUGAUGGAACCCCAACAACGCCGACAGCUGGCAUUAUUGGAACACUCACUAAAGGUUUUGUAGACACGUCUAAAAAUGCGGUCAAGGCUGUCCAGGUCAAGGCUCGUCAUGUUGUAUCACAAAACAAACGAAGAUAUCAGGAAGGGGGUUUUGAUUUAGAUAUGACGUACAUCACCGAGAAUAUAAUUGCGAUGGGAUUCCCCGCUGGUGAUAUGAGCUCUGGUUUCUUCGGAUAUGUUGAGGGAUUUUAUCGUAACCACAUGGAGGAAGUUAUCCGGUUCUUUGAAACCUAUCACAAGGAUAAGUACAAGGUGUACAACCUUUGCUCCGAGAGGCUCUAUGAUGCAUCACUGUUUGAAGGGAAGGUUGCUAGUUUCCCAUUUGAUGACCAUAAUUGUCCCCCCAUUCGACUCAUAAUAUCAUUUUGCCAGAGUGCAUACUCAUGGUUGAAAGAGGACAUUGAGAAUGUUGUAGUUGUGCAUUGUAAGGCCGGAAUGGCUAGAACGGGCUUAAUGAUUUCAAGUCUUCUGUUAUAUCUAAAGUUUUUCCCUACAGCUGAGGAAUCUAUAUCAUACUAUAACCAAAAACGAUGCGUUGAUGGAAAAGGUCUUGUUCUCCCUAGUCAAAUAAGGUAUGUCAAAUAUUUUGAACGUGUUCUGACGUAUUUUAAUGGAGAAGAUCAGCCCGGACGCAGGUGCAUGCUUAGAGGAUUUCGCCUUCAUAGGUGCCCAUAUUGGAUUAGGCCCUCUAUUACCAUCUCUGAUCACAACGGUGUUCUCUUUUCAACCAAAAAACAUCCUAGAACCAAGGAUCUAUCACCUGAAGACUUUUGGUUUUCUGCACCGAGAAAGGGUGUAAUGGUCUUUGCUCUGCCUGGUGAGCCCGGUUUGACCGAGUUAUGUGGUGAUUUCAAGAUUCAUUUUCAUGACCGUCAAGGCGACUUUUACUGCUGGCUGAACACAACAAUGAUUGAGAACCGGAAGGUUCUAACUACUAAUGAUCUGGACGGGUUUGACAAGAGGAAAUUACCAUCCCCGGGGUUUCAAGUGGAGGUUGUGGUUGUGGACUACGACAGUGCUGCUCAACCCAAACCCGAAACCGAAAGUACAACCAAAUCAGCAGAGGGUACAAGUGCAGAUCCUCCGCCACCUGCGGCGUCUGAACCCACCGCCACAAACUUACCUAAAGACUCCAAAAACAGGGAAAAAGAAGACGAGGUGUUCUCUGACACCGAGUCUGAAGCAAAAACCGACGCUGCAUCAGAAACCAGUUUGGCUUCUGGGAAAGUUAUGAAUUUGACAAGCGACACAAAGAAUCUCUCUUUAGGGAAUUCGGGCCCCGCCCAAAUAGAUCCUGCUAGUGGGCCGAAAACUGAUCCGGCAAGCGAGUUUAAGGCGAUGGCGGCUGAUGCGUCCGUAUUUACAUUUGGAGAUGAAGAAGACUAUGAAAGUGACUGAGAAUGAGUGAGCGAGUGACUUGUGAUACGCCGUUACCUGUACAUAAAAUGGACCUCAAAGAACUUUUCUAUUUUAAAAAAAAAACUUAUUUGAUUAAUUUAGGAAUUUGGUUGGUAAGAUUUAAUGAAUGUUACAAGGAUGAGUUUGAUUUUAUUUUCUUGUAAGAUGUAUGGAAAUUGUUGAUGACAGAAGUGAUCAAACUUUUUUUUAUUAA
Messenger RNA from Helianthus annuus (common sunflower), 2133 nucleotides. RefSeq names its product phosphatidylinositol 3,4,5-trisphosphate 3-phosphatase and protein-tyrosine-phosphatase PTEN2A. The record is from RefSeq and is a predicted model, not a curated record. Gene Ontology annotation, biological process: dephosphorylation. Gene Ontology annotation, cellular component: cytosol. Gene Ontology annotation, molecular function: phosphatidylinositol-3,4,5-trisphosphate 3-phosphatase activity. The transcript has 13 exons. Lineage: Eukaryota; Viridiplantae; Streptophyta; Magnoliopsida; Asterales; Asteraceae. The coding region runs from base 168 to 1919 and encodes 583 amino acids.